AUGAUGAUGAGGAUCCACUUGUCCGAAAAAAUGAAGCAGUCGGAAGAGAUGCGCAAGGCAAUCUCCAAGACUGAAUUCAUGAAAUUCGAGGUGGAUGGUAGCAGUGUUCAGGAGUCGGCCGCCGAUCCCACGGGCCCAGCGCCCAUGGUGGGCCCGCCUGAGCCACCUCCGAAGGAGGAGAAGAAGGAGGAGGACCUCCGGCUGGAGGGCCGGGUCAACAAAUGGGACUCGGAGAAGGGCUUCGGCUUCAUCAUGCCCGCGGGCAAAGAGGAAGGCGGUGACAUGGGGAAAGGUCUGUUUGUGCACCGGAAGUUCAUCGUGGGAAGCACGCCCAGCAACCCGAUCAACCUCAAGGAGGGAGUGAAGGUGAGCUUCAAACAGGGGACUCAGGACAGCAAGCCUUGUGCCCUGGAAGUGCUCAUGCUUGGCGCCGAUGGGAAGCCUCUGCCGAUUCAUGCGGGUGCGCAGACCUUGGAGGAGAAGAAGAAGAGCUACCAUGUCUCUGCGGAGUCCUUGGGUCUUCGGGUGCACUGUGAGAGCUGGCCUGGCCUGAAGAAGACGCUGCAGGACCGCUAUGUCUUGGAUGAGCCGCUGGAGGAGCUUGGCGUCUACUUUGCUGUGCUGGAUGGACACGGCGGGACGCAGGUGGCCGAUAUGGCAAAGGAAAAGCUUCAGAAGAACGUCCUCCAGCAAAUGCGGCAGCGACAGGUGCAACCUGCAUCUCGCGAUGAGAAGAUCAAGAUGGCCAUCAAAGAGGCCUUCUUGCAAACGGACAAGGAGAUCCUUGGGCUGGCGGAGCGCAAGAAGUUUGAGCUUGUUGGCUCCACUUGUGUCUCAGUGAUCCUCCAUGGAAAUCCGAAGCUGGGCACGGCUUUGCGUCUGGUGGUGUCCAACCUAGGGGACUCCCGGGCGGUGCUUUGUCGUGCCGGCACAGCUGUGCCGGUCUCGGAGGACCACAAACCUACGCGAAUGGACGAGAAGAAGCGCAUCGAGCGCGUUGGGGGUCUUGUGUUGCAGGUGCGGGGCGCCUGGCGUGUGGCCACCUCCACAAACCCCAACUCCAUGAAUAAGGCCGCCAGGAGGGAAUACCAGGGCCUCGCAAUGACGAGAUCCUUUGGAGAUUUGCACUUCAAGCGGCCCAUUGGACUCGCCAUUGCUGAGCCCGAGGUCCAGGUGAUCUCCCUCUCCGACAAGGACCUUUUCAUCGUUCUGGGCACCGAUGGCGUCUUCGACGUGCUCAGCAAUCAGGAAGUGAUCGACUUGGCCAUGCGGCACUGGCGAGAGCCGGAGGAAGCUGCAAAGAACAUUGUGCGGUCUGCCUACAAGCGCGGCAGCGAGGACAACUUGACGGUGAUGGUGGUCCAAUUUGGCUGGGCUGACAAAAGUGCUGCCAAGUACCUGGGUGGCAAGACAGGCGGUGCUGGUGGAAGCAUGGAUGCAGGUGCCAUCCGCAAUGCGGCCAAGGCCGCAGAUGAUAUGGAUAUGUUCGGCUGA
Molecule: messenger RNA, 1494 nt
Organism: Durusdinium trenchii
Lineage: Eukaryota; Dinophyceae; Suessiales; Symbiodiniaceae
Source: the annotation of a GenBank genome assembly